GGACUAAGCCUUGCUCCUGACUUUCUGCCACAUCUCUGCUCAAGUGUCACCUCCUCAGUGACACCCUGGUCACUCUGUCUAGUCCGUAAUCCCUCCCCAGCACUCUCUAUGCCCCUUAACUCUCCUUCUCAACUUAUUUUAUACAUCUAGUUGUGUGUUUACUGCUUGUCCCCCAAAGCAGAGACUUUGUCUGGUUCGUUGCUUGGGUGGCCCCAGGCCCUGAUCUCCCUCCUUCCUCUAGACCUUUACCUCUAUUUUCCCAACUGGGGCCGCCUUUUCCAUUUCUAGCAGCAAACUCCUGCUCCUCUUUAAGGCUCCAGCUCACAUGUCAUAUCCUCCGUGAGGUCCUCUCUGACUCCCCAGAUAGUCAGUGUCUCUCUCCUCUGGAACCCCCAACACAAUCUGACCACCUAAGCAGUGACCACCUAGGUCUGGAGACUCCUGGAAGUCAGGACGACCUGGCUGCCUGUCUCUGUGUCCCCAGCAAUGGUGAGCCUCAGUCAGCCUUAGAAACAUUUGCUGAAUGGCUGCAAAGCACAGAGCAGACAUCUCUGGCCUUGGGAUAGGCCCCACCCCUCCUGACCCUCCCACCUCUGACUUCACACCACCUACCCUCCGGGUCUUCAAUGCCCACUAUGACUUCACACAGUGAAAGACAACCAGGUGGUCGUCCAGGGCUUUCAUGUCCACUGUGACUUUCAGGACCACAAGCCCUUUUGUGCCCACCAUGCCUUCUCCACCUGCGAGAUCCUCAAAGCCCAGCAUGUCUCUGGCGUCCACUGGACCCUCGAUGCCCACAGUGUCUCCCAAGCCUCCUCCCUCCUUGAAGACCACUAAAUCAGCAAUGCCCAACAGCUCUUCAGUGCCCACUAAGCAAUCAACAGCCCCCAACUCAGUUAUGAGCCCCAGCAGUUCCAAGUCCACCAAAUGGGAAAGUACAAAGACAGCCCCUUCUAACCAGCCCAUCAGCAGGCCCCGAGUCCGCAGCAGGACAAGAACACCCAGCAAGGCCAGCACCGAUACCAGGGCCAGCAAAGCCAACAAAGCUGGCAGGGUAAGACGCCACCACCGGAAAGGCACAAACAGCCGGGGCAGAACUCCUGGCAGAAGGGAAAGUAACAAUUCCAAGAGGUCAUCCAGCAGGGCCAGCACUCCCAGCAGGAUGAGAACUCAGGGUGCCAAACGAGGCACACCCAGCAGAGUAAGAACUACUCCCCAGAAAAAGAGUGGGAAGAAGAGGUACAGCCGGCCUAGAACCAACAACCGGGAAAGGAGUGAGAGCCAGCCUAGAAAUAUGAGCAGAGAGAAGAGUGACUGUAGCCCAACAGGAACCUCGGCUAUGGGGAAGAGUUCCAAGCUGGCGGUAAUGUCCAAUAGGGCAAAGAGUUACAGCCCCACCAGAGCUCCCUUCGAGGAGACAGGUUACAGCCAGUUUCCAUCAUCAUUGAGGAGCGUGAAGAGUUAUAGUCAGAUGAUCACCCCCAGCAGGGAACGGAGUUAUAGCCCAAAUGCAAUGUCCAGCAUGGGCAAGAGUUACAACCAGGGUAGUGUACCCAGCAGGACUCGAAGUCGCAGCCAGUCUAGCACCCCUAGCAGGACCCGAAGUCAUAGCCGGUCUAGAACACCCAGAAGGGCAAGAAGUCGCAGUAGGAAGAGGACCCACAGCAGGGUGAGAGAUCCGAGUUGGAACAGAAAUCAUAGCAGGGCAAGGAGUCGUACCCGGAAGGAAACUCCCAGCCAGAUGAGAAGACAUAGCCAGUCUAGAAGCCCCAGCAAGGACAGAGGUAACAGACGAUUUAGAACUCCCAGCAAGGAGAGAGAUCACAGCCAAUCUAAAACCUCCAACAAGGAAGUAGAUCACAGCCAAUCUAAAACCUCCAGCAGGGAAGUAGAUCACAGCCAAUCUAAAACUGAAACCUCCAGCAAGGAAAUAUACCACAGCCAAUCUAAAACCUCCAGCAAGGAAAUAGAUCACAGCCAAUCUAAAACCUCCAGCAAGGAAAGAGAUCACAGCCAAUCUAAAACCUCCAACAAGGAAGUAGAUCACAGCCAAUCUAAAACCUCCAACAAGGAAGUAGAUCACAGCCAAUCUAAAACUGAAACCUCCAGCAAGGAAAUAUACCACAGCCAAUCUAAAACCUCCAGCAAGGAAAGAGAUCACAGCCGAUCUAGAAGCUCCAGCAAGGAAAUAGAUGACAGCCCAUCUAGAAGCUCCAGCAAGGAACAAGAUCACAGCCAAACCAGAAUCCCCAGAAAAGAGAGAUCUCACAGCCAAUCUAGAACCCCCAGAACAGAGAGAGGCCGCAGUCGAUCUAGAACUCCCAGAAAGGGAAGUGAUCACAGCCAAGCUAGAACCUCCAGCAAGGGAGAUCACAGCCGGUCUAGAACCCCCAGCAAGAGCAAACACAACCUAUCUACAAACCCUGGAAGUCCCAACUGGAAAGGAUCCCCUAGCAGGGUACAGAGUCCCAGUCAGAACAGAAUACCUAGCGUGACAAGGAGCGAUUCCCCCUCAAGACUUUUCAGCAGAGCCCCAAUCCCAAGCCAGGAUGAUAUUCAAGCCAACACCACCGCCUCUAAAGCCAGCUCACCUGGAGAGAGGUCUUCAUCAUCAUCUUCCAAGCUGGCAUAG
Messenger RNA from Miniopterus natalensis, 2632 nucleotides. It is a transcript of the gene SRRM5, whose product is annotated as serine/arginine repetitive matrix 5. Lineage: Eukaryota; Metazoa; Chordata; Mammalia; Chiroptera; Miniopteridae. The record is from RefSeq and is a predicted model, not a curated record.